CUCUUAAACCUCCUGUUACCUCGACGGACCACUAACAAGGCUUACCGGAUUAUAUAUACCCAACUUACUGCCGUAUUCCACCCCCUGCUUAAACACUCAAACUUCACUUUUACAAUCUAAACAAUGGCGAUUCUCAUUUUGGAAGACCAAUUGGCAUUUUACCGGGCGUACCACUUCAAUAAGAUCAAUGUGGCGAUCCACGCAAUUGGUGUGCCUCUGAUUCUACUCUCCACAAUUGUCGCGGCCCUGGCGGUCCCGCUCCCGUUCUUUAAUAAUCCCUACCUUAACUUGGGGUCUGCCAGCGCCCUCGGUUACGGAGUUUUCUACUGUCUUCUUGAUCCCUUAGGGUACGUGGCAUUGCCCUUGCUCGCAUCGGUAGCUUAUUUUACCGUCAACACACUCUUUGCCGAGUUUCCGGUGGCCCUGGUGGUCAAAACGGCGUUGGGUAUUAGUGCUGCGGGCUGGGUAGCCCAGUUUAUCGGCCACGGGGUCUUCGAAAAGCGGGCCCCAGCGCUUUUUGACAACUUGGUCCAGGCACUUGUACUCGCGCCAUUCUUCAUCUUGUUUGAAUUGGUUUUUGCGGCUGGGUUCCGCAGGGACUUGAAGAAGAAAAUGGACAACAAAGCUGGGGUUUUGGUGAGAGACUUCCGUGUGGGGAAGAAGGUCCAGUGAAGGAUCAAUUGUAAAGGUCAGAGCGAGCUAAAAUCUUUUCUAGGAAGGCUCGUCUCAUAGAUGUGAAGGUCAAGGUGUUUAAUAUGCCCACUUUUGCUUUAUUUAUCCUAGGGGCUGAUUUUUCUGUUUACUUCCCACCCUUUAAAGCCCCGCUGCGAGGCUAUGUUUCACUUGCAUCUCGCAAGAUAUUUAUUUUCUACUUCUUAUAUUACUACUCCAGUUAAUAUAUAGCGAACUAUUUCAGUGGCUUAUUUGUCCCGGGGGAAUACUAGGCCCGCUCUGUUGAAGGUGUGGGUGCUUUAACAUGUGGAUUUUCAGGACCAGCUACAAAGCCAUGAGGUGGUUAAC
Messenger RNA from Babjeviella inositovora NRRL Y-12698, 1020 nucleotides. RefSeq lists its product as uncharacterized. Gene Ontology annotation, biological process: sphingoid catabolic process. The coding region runs from base 124 to 672 and encodes 182 amino acids. Gene Ontology annotation, cellular component: endoplasmic reticulum. The transcript has a single exon. The record is from RefSeq and is a predicted model, not a curated record. NCBI's taxonomy places the organism in Eukaryota, Fungi, Ascomycota, Pichiomycetes, Serinales.